AUGAAUCUCGGCUUUAAGCAGCGCGUGCGCCACUUCACCUGGACCUGGUUCACCAUGACUAUGGCAACAGGAGGCGUGGCCAAUGUCCUCUACCAAACCCCGUACCGCUUCCCCGGCCUCUACACCCUCGGCGUCAUCGUCUUCCUCUUCAACAUCUUCCUCUUCCUCUUCAACAUCACCAUGAUCUGCCUGCGCUUCCACUUCUACCCCUCUCUCUUCAUCGCGUCCAUCACCCACCCGACCGAAGUCCUCUUCGUGCCCGCGUGCAUCAUCAGCACCGGCACCAUCCUCCUCAACAUCACCCAGUACGGCACGACGCCCGGUAAGGCCGGGACGUGGUUGGUCGACACCAUGUUUGUCGUGUUCUGGGUGUAUUGCGCGUUCGCCGUCAUCCUCAGCUCGAGCAUUUACUUGACCAUAUGGUCCACUCAGACCUUCACCAUCGAUCAGAUGACUCCUGUCUGGAUCUUUCCCGCCUAUCCGCUGCUCAUCGUCGGCCCCUUUGCCGGCCAACUCGCCUUACACAUGCUCCACCCCCGCGCCGUCGACAUCAUCAUAGGCGGGUGGAUAUUCCAAGGCAUCGGCUUCAUGGUGUCGCUCAUGAUCUACGCCUCAUACAUCUACCGCUUGAUGACAAGCAAACUCCCCCGCGAGACGCUGCGACCCGGCAUGUUCGUCAGCGUUGGUCCCUCUGGCUUCACCAUCGCCGGCGUGGUGUCGAUGGGCCAUCUCCUGCCCGAUGUCGUGCCUGCCGAUUACAUGGGGAAUGGUUAUCUCUUCGCCCAGGUGUCGAAGAUCUGCUCGCUGUGGGUCGGCCUUUGGCUCUGGGGCUUGGCGCUGUGGUUCUUCAUCGUCUCCGUCGGCGCGCAUUAUUCGUGUGUGCGAGACCGGAAGAUGACAUUCGCCAUGACGUGGUAUUCCUACAUCUUCCCCAAUACCGCGCUCAUCACUGCCACCUACGCCAUCGCGGAAGCACUCGACAGCGCGCCCAUUCGAAUCUUCGGCUGCGUCUUGACCGUCCUUCUCGUCAUUGCGUGGAUCGCCAUCUUCAUCACCAUGAUCCGAGCCGUCAUCGUCAAAGACAUCCUCUGGCCCCAAAAACAAGAGGAUCGCGACGAAGGCGGCUGGACAUCGACGGAGGUCAGGCACAUGUUAUCGGCCGCGAGAACUCCGCAUCCCACCUCCAGCACGCCAUAUCACGACCCCAUGCAGAGGAUUGCGUUUGGGGAGGACAUGUCGCGGAAAGACAGUCCUAGUGAGAGUGAAGUCGACCGCAAGGCGUCUGAUGGGGGGACGCAUUCUGAGGGCAGUCCUGUUGAUUUGCCCGAUCAGUCGUCGGAUCGGUUUAUGCGAUCGCGGAAUCUGAAGCCGAAUGAUAGCGUUGUUUAG
Neohortaea acidophila is the source of this 1389-nucleotide messenger RNA. Its product is annotated as voltage-dependent anion channel-domain-containing protein. Gene Ontology annotation, biological process: malate transmembrane transport. Bases 1 to 1389 code for a protein of 462 amino acids. The transcript is spliced from 5 exons. Gene Ontology annotation, molecular function: malate transmembrane transporter activity. The record is from RefSeq and is a predicted model, not a curated record. Gene Ontology annotation, cellular component: membrane. Lineage: Eukaryota; Fungi; Ascomycota; Dothideomycetes; Mycosphaerellales; Teratosphaeriaceae.